Molecule: messenger RNA, 6250 nt
Organism: Tuber aestivum (summer truffle)
Lineage: Eukaryota; Fungi; Ascomycota; Pezizomycetes; Pezizales; Tuberaceae
Source: the annotation of a GenBank genome assembly
ACCAUCAACUCAACAAACACCUUCCCCUCUCCUCCCUCCCCCUUCUGCCCUUCAUUAUUAUCAUCCUGCUUCAUCUCCUAAACAUAACCCUUAAACUCUUUGUUUUUCUAGACCUCGUUUGUGCCAAAGGAAGCGAGAUUCGUGCUAUAGUUUUCCUCAAACUGUCUGGGACAGCAACAGCUGCCGUCUUGGAGUUAUGGCGCACUCUUACAAUGUCGACACUGGUGCCUGGAUUCAAGACACCCAUGAAGGAUGGGUUUCUUCGAAGGUCAUUUCUAAGAACGUGGGGGGAGAUGGAGCAACUCUAGUUUUUGAGGUUACUUCAGGAGACCGAAUCGGUGAGGUAUUGUUAUCAUUAUCUGCUCUCUAGCUGGGACACUUUUGAUUCCCGUUUCCAUUGUUAACCCUUUUUGUAGAAAAUCACUACUACUACAACACUUGCGGCUCUUGAGGGAGAUGCGGAGGAUAGAAACCUCCCGCCUUUAAUGAAUCCACCUGUUUUGGAGGCUACCGAUGAUCUGACCAGUUUAUCCCAUUUGAACGAACCAGCUGGUAUGUUGCAAUUCAUCGGGCCUCCCUCUCAGCGAAGCGUUCUUUGUUGUCUCCUUAGCUAACAUUCCUGUCCUGCAUAGUUCUACAAGCUAUUAAACUCAGAUAUGCUAAACGGGAAAUUUACACAUACUCUGGAAUUGUUCUCAUUGCGACAAAUCCUUUUGAUCGGAUGGACUACCUUUAUGACCCUGGACUUAUUCAAGCCUACGCCGGUAAACGACGUGGGGAUCAAGAUCCUCAUUUGUUUGCGAUUGCUGAUACUGCCUACCAGUAACAAUCCAUAAUAUCUAUCUGACUGGGGUGUUUGGAGUUGACAAGUUUGUUAUAGGGCAAUGGUUCGAGAUAAGAAAAAUCAAACAAUUGUUGUAUCAGGAGAAUCUGGUGCUGGAAAAACGGUCAGUGCCAAAUAUAUUAUGAGAUAUUUUGCAACGGUAGAGGAUCCCAAUAGACCCGGCAAACGGAGGAAGGGGGCUUCAGGGGAGGUCAUGAGCAAAACGGAGGAACAAAUAUUGGCGACCAAUCCUAUCAUGGAGGCAUUUGGCAAUGCAAAGACAACUCGAAAUGAUAAUUCUUCUCGUUUUGGAAAGUAUAUCGAGAUCAUGUUCGACAAACAAAUCGAUAUUGUGGGCGCGAAAAUCAGAACAUAUUUGCUGGAGCGUUCAAGAUUGGUGUAUCAACCCGCUACUGAGCGAAAUUACCAUAUCUUCUAUCAGUUGAUUGCUGGAGCGUCUGAUGAGGAGAAGAGGGAGCUGGGGUUGCUUCCGGUGGAGCAAUAUGAUUACUUGAAUCAAGGAGGAGACCCCACUAUCCUCAAUGUCGACGAUGCUGCUGAAUUCAAAUUAACCCGGGAGGCUCUUGGGACUAUUGGCAUUUCGGAAGUAACUAUGGCUAGAAUUUGGAAAGUUUUGGCAGCUUUGCUUCAUUUGGGUAACACUAAGAUUGAAGCAUCUCGGAACUCGUCUGUACUUCUGACAACAGAUCCCGCUUUGGUUAAGGCUUGCGAGCUUUUAGGUGUUAAUGCUGAAGAGUUUGCUAAGUGGACAACAAAGAAACAAUUGGUUAUGCGAAAUGAGAAGACAAUUUCCCCCCUGAGUCAGAAGCAAGCUCUUGUUGUUCGUGACUCGAUAUCGAAAUUUAUCUAUUCGAGUUUGUUCGAUUGGCUUGUUGAGGUUAUCAAUAACGGCUUGGCAGCUGGAGAGGUUAGGGAGAAGGUGAAAUCUUUUAUCGGUGUUUUGGAUAUCUACGGUUUUGAGCAUUUCAAGCGUAACUCUUUUGAGCAAUUUUGCAUUAAUUAUGCAAAUGAGAAGCUCCAACAAGAGUUUAAUCAGCAUGUCUUCAAACUAGAGCAAGAAGAGUAUGCGAAAGAACAAAUUAAUUGGGCGUACAUCGAAUUCUCCGACAAUAGACCCUGCAUCGAGCUCAUUGAAGCAAAGUUGGGUAUCCUGGCCCUUUUAGACGAGGAAUCCCGUCUCCCCGCCGGAGCAGACGAAACAUUUGUUGAAAAACUUCAUCAGAACUUCACGACUGGUAGGCCAAAGGGCUUCCCUUAUCAGAAGCCGAGAUUUGGGAAAACAUCUUUUACUGUUUGCCAUUAUGCCAUUGAUGUCACGUAUGACUCCGAGGGGUUCAUCGAAAAGAAUAGGGAUACUGUGCCAGAUGAACACCUUGAGUUAUUGAAGGCAUCAACCAAUCCAUUCCUUACGGAAGUCAUUCAGUCUGCUACAUCGCUUAGAGAUAAGGUGCGUUAGUGUUCUUCGGUUUUGGGAACUAGGCUAAUAGCGUAGGAAAACGCUUCUGCGCCCAGAAUGGCUGCCGGCCCGGUCGCUAGAAGGGCGGGCGGUAUGGUCAAUCGUAAGCCAACAUUGGGAGGAAUCUUCAAGUCCUCUCUAAUUGAUCUUAUGGGCACAAUUGGAUCGACAAACGUGCACUACAUCCGUUGCAUCAAACCGAACGAAGCAAAGGCAGCUUGGAAGUUUGAGGGCCCAAUGGUUUUGAGUCAGUUGCAAGCCUGUGGUGUUUUGGAGACCGUGAAGAUUAGUUGUGCUGGAUACCCUACCAGAUGGACUUAUGAGGAGUUUGCCACCCGUUACUACAUGUUGGUUCACUCUAGCAAUUGGAAGGCCGGGAAUAUCAGGGACGUUGGGCUUUUGAUUCUUAAGGCUACUAUCCCGGAAGAGGGACAUCCCCGCGAUGGACAAAAGGAUGGGAAGGAUAAAUUCCAACUUGGGAUGUCAAAGAUUUUCUUUAGAGCUGGCAUGGCAUGUAUUCCCAUGGCUGUCUACUGAUUUUUUUAUAUUCAUUGCGUCUUCUAACAGGUUCUUUAGUUGGCCUACCUCGAAAACUUGCGGACAACUCGCUUGAAUAGUUGCGCGAUAUUGAUUCAGAAGAAUUUGAAAAAGAAAUACUAUCGACGCAAGUACCUCGAGGCUCGUGAAUCAAUACUCAAGCUCCAAGCAUGGGUCAGAGGGUGUCUUGCUCGCAAGGAGGCACAAGCUAUGCGCGUAGUGAAAGCUGCUGUUACCAUUCAGAGGGUCUGGCGUGGCUCUAAACAACGCAAGGCGUUCAACAGGAUUCGUAACAGUGUUAUUAUUGCUCAAGCAGGUAAAUUGGCUAAUCCGAAUAACUAUUGACACCUGCUGAUACGUGGAUAUGAAAAUAGCUGCUAAGGGUUACCUAUGCCGAAAGUCUAUUAUUGAUCGUAUGCUUGGGAACGCUGCACGAUACAUCCAAAAGGCUUGGAGGUCAAGGUGAGACAAUUCAGUGAUCUCAUCCUAAGGGGGGAGCCAAGGCUAACGAUGUGUGCGCAGACGUUUCUUACAAGCUUGGAGGACAUACCGCAAGAGGUGCGUUUAUAUACAGAGUGUUUGGCGUGGUAAGAUAGCUCGAAGGCAAUACCGAAAAAUGCGCGAGGAAGCCAGGGAUCUCAAACAAAUCUCGUAUAAGCUGGAGAACAAGGUUGUUGAGCUUACCCAAACGGUGGGAAAACUUAAACAGGACAACAAGGCUCUCCUAGAAAAGGUGGAAAGCUUCGACAACCAAGUGAGGAACUGGAGAACUAAGCACGCUACCUUGGAAAACCGUAACAAGGAACUGCAAAUUGAAGCCAACCAAGCCGGUAUUGCAUCCGCUCGUCUUUCACAAAUGGAUGAGGAGAUGAAGUCACUCCAGCGGCAAUUUGAGGAGUCGACGGCAAACAUGAAGCGGCUCCAGGAAGAAGGGAAAUCUCUACGCGCAGCUCUUUCCAAGAGAACCUCCGAGCUUGAUGUCCUCAAGUCACGUGACCAAGUGCAUGAGGACGAAAAGAUGUCUUUGAGGCAACAAAUCCAGGCUUUAGAGGAUCAACUGCAAAACGCGGGACCACCCGUGGAAGAGAAUGGACAUAUGGAAAAAGUGCCAGCUGGUCUUGCCAAUGGUAUCAUCAAUUUCGUCUCUAACAAGAAACCUAAGAGGCGGAGUGCUGAGGUUAACCGAUUUGAAAACGAUGGAAUGUACCGGUCUUCAUACCAAGCUCGCCCUGUCUCUAUGAUGCCUACAACGGCCCCUAUUAGGAACAGGGACCUGGACGUUCUCGCUUUCAGUCCUGUAGUAGAAAAUACGGAAUACGAGCUUCAAAGACUGCUUGAAGAAGACGAGGCGUUGAGUGAGGAGGUGGCUAUGGGUCUUAUUCGAAAUCUUAAGAUACCAUCACCCAGUAGUCAGAAUGCGUUAGUUGAGAAGGAGGUUCUAUUCCCGGCAUACCUCAUUAAUGUUGUUACCUCUGAAAUGUGGAACAACGGGUUUGUGAAGGAAUCUGAACGAUUCUUAGCCAACGUCAUGCAGUCAAUUCAACACGAAGUUAUGGUUAGUAAUUUAGAAAUGCCCGUUGUCGAAUUGUAUAACAGUUAACUAAUAUCUGCUAGGCACACAAUGGUGAUGAUGCUGUUAAUCAAGGUGCAUUCUGGCUGUCCAAUGUCCAUGAGAUGCUCUCUUUUGUCUUCCUCGCUGAGGAUUGGUAUGAGAUACAAAAGAAGGAUGACUACGAGUAUGAUCGCCUGUUGGAGAUUGUCAAGCAUGAUUUGGAGAGUCUCGAGUUUAAUAUUUACCACACGUGGAUGAAAGUCUUGAAGAGGAGGCUGCAUAAAAUGAUUGUCCCGGCAAUUAUCGAAUCCCAAUCCCUUCCUGGUUUCAUCACAAACGAUGGUAAUAGGUUCCUGAACAAGUUUCUUGCGACCUCGAGUGCUCCCCAAUAUAGCAUGGAUGAUCUCUUGACCCUACUGAAUAAGGUAUACAAGGCUUUGCGUGGAUAUUUUAUUGAAGAGUCAAUUAUUACGCAAGCAGUUACUGAGUUGUUGAAACUUGUCGGCGUUACUGCGUUUAACGAUCUUCUUUUAAGAAGAAAUUUCUUGUCGUGGAAACGCGGGCUCCAGAUCAAUUACAACAUCACUCGUAUUGAAGAAUGGUGUAAGAGCCACGACAUGCCCGAGGGUACGCUCCAACUAGAGCACUUGAUGGUAUGUAAUUUUUCCCGCCUCUCACGGGUAUCCUUGCUUAUAACUUUUUAGCAAGCUACAAAGUUACUUCAACUCAAGAAAGCGACUCUAAACGAUAUUGAGAUUAUCCAAGAUAUCUGUUGGAUGUAAGUCAACCGCUACCCACAGCGCCCAGGGGCACUUGCUGACAAUAAUAGGCUUUCUCCAAAUCAAAUACAGAAGUUACUGAACCAGUACCUAGUGGCCGAUUAUGAGCAGCCUAUCAACGGAGAGAUUAUGAAAGCAGUUGCCUCCAGGGUCACCGAGAAGAGCGACACCCUUUUGCUUCAGGCUGUAGAUAUGGAUGACAGUGGGCCAUAUGAGAUCGCUGAGCCACGAGCUAUCACUGCACUAGAGACCUAUAUACCUUCAUGUGAGUUCCAUAAAUUCGCCCGAGCUUGGAUUCUGGAGACUAACGUUUUCUGCAAGACCUGCAAACUACUAGGCUAAGGCGGCUAGCAGAAAUUGUUUCUGCUCAGGCCGAAGCACGCGCUGAAGCGGAGCGAGUGCGAGAAGGAGGAGACGACUUGGACGGGGAUAUUAAGACUCUGAUUUCCGCCGAACUUGAGCCAGUGCAUGAAUAAUGACUUCUGGUAAUCCAGUCUUCACUCCCUGUAUGCUUGCUCAUCACUAACAGGAUGUGAUACAGACUUUUCUUUUGUAAUGAGUGAUGUCCUUAAUGAAUGAGUGUUAGCGGGUCUAAGGAAGACAAGAAAAACCUCUUUAGUUGCAGCCAUGUGCUCUUUUUCAUUCGUUGUUAUAUUUGGAAAUGGGUUUGACACUUGAGAGGUACCUACUUUUUGUUCACUGCAUUGGGUCAAGGUAGGGAAGUCCACAAAAUGGUUUGCUGCGAUGUUGUUUGCACCUCCGGAGAAAAUUCCAAUUUUUUCCUUUCUUUUCCUAUCUUUUCACCCUUUAUUUUUUUUAUAUACUUUUCUAGCUAGUCAAGGCUUUGCAGUGGCCCCUAUAGUCACAAAUUUUAGUACACAUUUUUUUCCUUUGAGUCCGCCAUCUUAAGUGCUAUAUCCCUUUGUUAUUUCAUUCCCUAUAUAUUUCAUUUGCGAUAGAAAAGUCGGCCAAGCGUUUGUAAAUGCAUGUGAAUGUUUUCCUUUACUUUUUCAUUUUUAUUUAGCUGGCGGAGCAUAAUUGUCGGAUUGGGGAGAAUUUGAUUGAUACAAGAUAGUAUAUUU